This is a messenger RNA of Mycena indigotica, 741 nucleotides long. RefSeq names its product Glycoside hydrolase family 79 protein. The transcript is spliced from 2 exons. Lineage: Eukaryota; Fungi; Basidiomycota; Agaricomycetes; Agaricales; Mycenaceae. Bases 1 to 741 code for a protein of 246 amino acids. The record is from RefSeq and is a predicted model, not a curated record.
AUGUCAUCAAAGAACCUUGACCUUGUCUCUCAUCCACGCGCCAAACCUUCUCCCAAAAUACCCUCCUUUCCGAUGCGUUUCCUCGCCGUCUCCGUGCUUAUCAUCGUUGGCUCGCUUCAUGUCUCUGCCUGCGAAGGACCUUGCAUCACGAAUACCACCGAAGCCUUCCGAGAACGCGAAAACAGCCAUGUUGAUUUCGUCAUGGACCAGAUUGGCAAAAACAUCAUCUCUGCCCUCAAACUUCCCAACAUCGCCCCGCAAACGCUCAUGAAGCCCGCUAUGGCAUCCUAUCAGACCGUGUCUUUUGCAAACCUGCGCCAAUCCAUCUUUCCGAACUACUUCCAUGGCAAGUGCCAGAACCCCAAGACCGGCAUCGACCCUGUUGGCUGUCCAAACCCCGACUGUCCUGUUGUCUGCGGCACGCCCGGCUCAAUGGUCCACUUCUAUGAUGUCUUGGUCGAAAUCGUCCACAACAGCACCCUCAACUCCAUCGCAGAGAGCUUUGACGAACACUCGACCGCGUUUCAAGCCAUUCUUGACGACGUCACGCAUCUCGCCAAAGAGAAGAAGCCUGUUCGCCGAUUUCCUGUUCCGCCAGUCACCAAGAGUAGCAUCACAUCCUUGUUGAAGCGCGAAAUGGCAGAGUCGCCGGCGUUGUUGGAAAAGUCUUGUGGUGGAAAGCAGCGCCCGGCCUGUAGAUGGAAGAAGGAAAUGGUGCCAUUCAUUCUGUCGUUCCCUUAA